UAAUUUUAUUUAGAGAAAAAAAAGGAGAAUGGACUAUAGGCACUUUCUUCAUUAGCAAGAUGAACGCAAGGUUGGACAAAAGAAAGCUCUCACGAUCUGAAAGUGUAAGGAAAUUGUUGAAGGAACUGGUGGGAAGCAAUCCGCCUCAACGGAACUGGAAAGGAAUCGCUAUUGCCCUGCUUGUUAUACUCGUUAUCUGUUCGUUGAUUGUGACAUCUGUUAUACUACUGACUCCAGUUGAAGAUAAUAGUCUGUCACUCAAAGCAAAGGUAUCACUGCAAGAUUUGGUCAGUGGGGAGUUUGCAAUUCGUGAUCCUGAAGCGAAAUGGAUAAAUGAUAAGGAAUUAUUAUAUCGAAGCGAACAAGGGGAUGUGGUGAAGUUGAACGUGGAGCGGAAUGAGUCUACAUUUUUAAUAGAAAAAAGAAGAUUUGAGAGUUUACAAGUCAGCAAAUAUGAAGUGUCUCCAGAUAUGAAGUACGUGCUACUAGCAUAUAAUAUUGUACCGAUUUACCAACACUCAUAUACAGCACACUACGUCCUCUGCAACCUUAUAACAUGGGAACAUCGGAAUUUAAAUCCACCAGAAGUUCGGAAUGCGCAACUGCAGUACGCCGGAUGGGGUCCCAAAGGCCAGCAAUUGAUUUUUAUAUUCGAAAAUAAUAUCUAUUAUCAAAUGAACGUGGAAAGCCGCGCAAUACGCUUAGUCUCCACAGGAAAAGAAGGAGUCAUUUUCAACGGUUUGAGUGACUGGCUAUACGAAGAGGAGAUAUUAAGGACCCAUAUUGCUCAUUGGUGGUCGCCAGAUGGCGCCAGACUUGCAUAUGCCACAAUAAAUGAUACCAAAGUUCCUACCAUGGAGAUUCCGAUAUACACUGGGUCAAUUUAUCCUACAAUAAAAACAUACCAUUAUCCAAAGGCAGGCUGUGAGAAUCCGGUUGUCACACUGCAUGUCGCCAACUUGAAUGGACCUCUUCAUCUUGUACAAAUGACUCCUCCCGUUGAUCAAAGAAUGAGAGAGUACUAUAUCACUAUGGUAAAGUGGGCAACAAGCACCAAGCUGGCUGUCAAUUGGAUAAACCGGGCACAGAAUAUUUCCAUCCUGACGCUUUGUGAUGCUACAACUGGAGUUUGCACAAAGAAACAUGAAGAUGAAAGUGAAGCCUGGUUGGACAGACAGAAUGAAGAACCUAUUUUCUCUAAAGAUGGCAGAAAGUUUUUCUUCAUGAGGGCAAUCCCACAGGGCGGGCGAGGGAAAUUUCAUCAUAUUGCUAUGUCAUCUUCGCAGGCUAACUACAGCAAUGAUAAUUUGCAGACCAUAACUUCAGGAGACUGGGAUGUUACUGAAAUUUUGGCUUAUGAUGAAAAGAAUCAAAAAGUAUAUUUUAUAAGUACAGAAGAUUCACCCAGACGGAGACAUUUAUACAGUGCAAACACGAAUGGUAGCUUCAACAGGCAAUGCAUCUCUUGUGAUCUGAUAGAAUCGUGCAGCUACGUCCGUGCCUCAUUCAGCCAUAAUUUAGAGUUUUUCAUAUUAAAAUGUGAAGGUCCAAGGGUUCCUAUUGUGACUGUUCACAACACAUCUAGCCGAGAAAUUGUAACUGAACUAGAGAAAAAUACCAACAUCAAACUGGCAAUGGAUGUAAGACAGAUGCCCAAGAUUGAAUUUACGGAAGUCAAAAUAGAAGACUAUAAUUUGCCCAUGCAGAUUAUAAAGCCAGCAACAUUCUCAGAAACAGCACAUUAUCCACUACUACUUGUUGUAGAUGGCACUCCCGGCAGCCAGAGUGUGACUGAAAAGUUUGAAAUUAAUUGGAUAACGGUGCUGGUCAGCUCCUUUAGUGCCAUAGUGGUAAAAUUUGAUGGACGUGGAAGUGGUUUCAAGGGGACAAAGCUUUUACAUGAAGUGACUAGGCAACUGGGAGUCCUGGAAAAGAAAGACCAAGUGGAAGCACUCAGUGCAAUGUUAAAAGAGCAAUACAUAGACAAACAGAGAGUUGGAGUAUUUGGGCAGGAUUAUGGAGGCUAUUUAAGUACGCUACUGUUUUUCAUGACUGGAGAAGAUACUCCUCUAUUUACUUGUGGUUCAGCACUUUCUCCAAUAAGUGAUCUCAAAUUAUAUGCUUCUGCCUUUUCUGAAAGAUAUUUGGGAUUGCAUACUAUUGAUAACAAUGCAUAUGAGUCAGCCAAAUUAGCACAUCGAGUGCCCUUAUUGAAUAAAGAGAAAUUCUUGAUUAUCCAUGCUACUGCAGAUGAAAAAGUCCAUUUUCAGCACACAGCAGACCUCAUCACACAUUUAAUCAGACACAAAGCAAAUUAUUCCUUACAGAUAUAUCCAGAUGAGAACCAUUAUAUUCGGAAUGGACCAGUUCAACAACAUUUGUACAAAUCCAUAGUGAGUUUCUUUGAGGAAUGCUUCAGAAUCCAGGAUAAACCUCCCAUAGUAAUUAUAGAGGAUGAAGAGGGGGACGAUUAACUAUUUUUUCGUGCCAAGCACAAACCAAUUCUAAAUUAACAAUAUGCAACUGAAUAUUUUUCCUUGGAAAAUAAGAAAUAUAUCGCAUGUAUCUAGCAGAACAGCGCCCCCCAAUGGCUAAUUUGAUUGCACUUCUUCUCAAGUGAAAGAACAUGAAGAAUGUUGGACUUAGAUGAAACCGCUGUCUAAAUACAUUGCUUUUUUUGUUACCACAAUGAAAAUUCUGUUCCAAAAAAAGAACCAACUCAAUUUCAAGGAAUACAACUUUUUGAGGAAAACCAUAUGGACUCCAAGGAUUAGAUGACUUUUAAUGUUCACGAUAAUAAGCUGUAAAUUAAAUGUCCUUCAUUAUUGCAACACUAAUUUAACAUUGCAUUUGUGUCAGAUGAAACAACUACGUGUGAAACAAGAUGAUAGCACAAUUGUUUUCAAAUUACUAAUUUACAUUUUGCUUGCUCUAUAUCACGUCUUAAAAAUGUUAUUGCUUUGGGCCAACUUCGAUGAAAACUAAUACAGUGUAUUAAUCGUAUUAAUAA
This is a messenger RNA of Bombina bombina (fire-bellied toad), 3010 nucleotides long. RefSeq names its product dipeptidyl peptidase like 6 (gene DPP6). Gene Ontology annotation, molecular function: serine-type peptidase activity; dipeptidyl-peptidase activity. Gene Ontology annotation, biological process: proteolysis. Bases 60 to 2474 code for a protein of 804 amino acids. The transcript is spliced from 26 exons. The record is from RefSeq and is a predicted model, not a curated record. Lineage: Eukaryota; Metazoa; Chordata; Amphibia; Anura; Bombinatoridae.